AAAAAAAAAGUUGAGCCGAACAGUGUCGACAUGGGGAUCCGAAAAAAGACCAACAAGAACCCGCCGGUGCUGAGCCAUGAGUUUGUCAUCCAGAACCAUGCAGACAUUGUGUCCUGCGUUGCUAUGGUGUUCCUUCUCGGGCUGAUGUUUGAGGUCACCUCAAAGUUUGCAGUGUUAUUCAUAACAGUCCAGUACAAUGUCACCAUAUCAACGAAUGGCCCAGAGGAGACGGCCGUGAACCACUUCCACCACGGCAUCAAGGACUUGGCCACUACCUUCUUCUACAUGCUGGUGGCCAUCAUCAUGCACGCCAUUAUCCAGGAGUACGUGCUGGACAAAAUCAACAGGAAGAAGCACUUCUCCAAAACCAAGCACAGCAAGUUCAAUGAGUCGGGCCAGCUGAGCGCCUUCUACCUGUUCUCCUUCGGCUGGGGCGCCAGCAUCCUGCUUUCCGAAAAGCUCCUGUCCAAUCCGGUCACCCUGUGGGAGGGCUAUCCCCAUACACUGAUGCCAUUCCAGUUGAAAUUCUACUUCAUAUGUCAGCUGGGCUACUGGUUGCACGCGAUGCCGGAACUCUAUUUCCAAAAGACAAAGAAGGAGGAUAUUUCACGGCGGCUGGGGUACAUCUUCCUUUACCUGGUCCACAUUGGGGGGGCCUACCUUCUGAACCUGAACCGUCUGGGUCUGGUCCUGCUGGUGUUGCACUACUUUGUGGAGCUUCUGUUCCACGUCUCCCGCCUGGUCUACUUCAGCAACGAGAGCCGGCAAACGGGUUUCACCAUAUGGGCCGUCUUGUUUGUCCUCGGGCGACUGCUCACGCUGUCCCUGUCCGUCCUCACCGUGGGCUUUGGCCUCGCCACGUCUGACAAUCAAGGCUUUGAUUUGGCCGCAGGGAACUUUAAUGUUAUUUUUGUGCGGAUAACCGUCCUGGCGGCCAUUUGCCUCACUCAGGCCUUCAUGAUGUGGAAAUUCAUCAACUUCCAGCUUCGCCGGUGGAGAGAGCACGCCCAGGCCCAGACUCUGAAAAAGAAACCAGUUCAACCUUCCAAGAGCAAGUCAAAGAAAGACAAAACCAAUGGAGUAAAUGGAGUGAGCUCCCACGCAGCCGAUUCACCGAGAGCGCGGAAAGAGAAGUCGUCAUAAAUGCGUUCCUCGGUCCAUCACUUCCUUCCCAAAGAAUGAUCUCGGCCCCGUGCUUUUUUUUCGCGGCUGCAUCCGACCAACGCCCCGCCCCCUCCCGCUCGCCCCCCGCUGUGCAUCUCGGGGCUCCCACACAGGACUGACCUCCCACAGCUGGACUUCAUGGGCCAGAAUGCUUUCAGCUUUGGCCUGUCGGCAGUCGUCCGGCGCGCCUCGACUCAACAAUCAUCUGUCCGCUGUGCCACUUCAAAUAUUGAAAACAAAAAAAAUUCCCCACCCAACUAUGAAAAAGAGACCUUAUUUAAGAAGUGCCUAUUGAUGCAGAUUGUUUUGUAUUGGGUGUGUACAAAUUCAGGAAUGAUGCCUUCAGUGUUUCCCCACCCACCCCCCUCAGUCAGGUGAUGUCAUGCUUUUUCCAACAUAGUGUGUAUUCCAGCUUGUGAUUUUAAUUUAUAAGUGCUAGCAGCUCCUCUUCUUUGCCACUGAAUCCGAACCCUCUUUGGCGGGAUUUUUGUAAACAUUUUUGUAAGAAUUUCCUAAUAAUAUCUCUUUUAUUUUUCCAUCUGUAAAGGUUGCACACAGUCCCGUUAUAAUCUGACUGUUCUCGCUCGGUUUCCAACGCGUCGCUGGCUAAUUGAUGCGAUUGAGCGCAACGUGGAGGAUUUUCAAUGUCCUCAGAAGAGGGACGCGCGCGUAAAAGCAACCCAGGAGAACCGGGAGACAUCUCCGUGUACUACCAUAAGUAGGUUCACAGUGAAGUGUAGUGCAAAACUGCCAUUAUAGACGUAGUAACCUUAUGUAGCAUUUUAUUAUCAUAGUUCAGAGCAGCUGUUGGUCACUAAAGAACAUAUCCCUUCCCGCGAGAUGAUGCUCACUCUAUGGCCGUUCUGCCUAUUGCACAUUGUCUGUUGUCCUUGAUUGAACACACUUUGUUUUGAGUGAUUGGGAGACAACAAGACGGAAUCCUUAGUUUGAUAGAAUCACUGUCUCGUAUGGUCCAUGACAAUUUGCUCUUUAAGUGGAAUGGGUUAGCUGUAUUUCAAUGUCCCUGCGUAGUAUUGCUUUGAAGUACAUAUGUCCACAAGAAUGAACUAGGACCGAGUGUGAAAAACCCAUGUUUUCUCCCUAACAACACGUGCCAAAUGAGUCUGAUUGACAGUUGCUGUAUGCCUUUCAGUUGCAUUUCACGAAAUGAAUUUACAGAAGCUGUGCUGUAUUGAAAGAAUCCAUCGCCUGCGUAACACUGGCUUAUUCUAAAGAAAAAGCUAACUCAUUUUAGAUCCACAGCAAGUAAGUUAUCUCCAGCAGUAUAUCACAAGUAUAUUUGGUUUUCUGAGCUUUUUUCUGAUUGUUUUAUCUAUCUUGCAAAGGAAUAAAACUGUGUAUUGAAAGAA
Messenger RNA from Gasterosteus aculeatus aculeatus (three-spined stickleback), 2534 nucleotides. It is a transcript of the gene tram1, whose product is annotated as translocation associated membrane protein 1. Gene Ontology annotation, biological process: protein insertion into ER membrane; SRP-dependent cotranslational protein targeting to membrane, translocation. Gene Ontology annotation, cellular component: endoplasmic reticulum membrane. NCBI's taxonomy places the organism in Eukaryota, Metazoa, Chordata, Actinopteri, Perciformes, Gasterosteidae. The record is from RefSeq and is a predicted model, not a curated record.